This is a messenger RNA of Linum tenue, 208 nucleotides long. Lineage: Eukaryota; Viridiplantae; Streptophyta; Magnoliopsida; Malpighiales; Linaceae. The record is from the annotation of a GenBank genome assembly.
GAAGAGGGAAUUUAGUAUGAUGAAUUUCAAGCGGUUGGGGACGACGUGGAUAUAUACAACCAACGGUAUUAUGUUGAUCAAGGGCCUAGUGAUCCAACCGUGUUGUACGACCAACCCAACCAUCGUUCAAGGGAUGUUUGGAACGAUCACGAGGUACAUACAAUUCUUCAUCAUUUCUCUUUCUUUUAAUUUGUUAACGUACUUAGUG